CUCUCAUUUUAUUUUAUCUUUUUUAUUAUUAUUAUUUUUAUAUAUAUUUUUUGUUUUCCCCCGAGCCUCUUCGUCUCUCCCGUUGGAAAAAAAAAAAAAAAAAAAACCCUAGCUAGGGUUUCGCUCUCCGCUUCCUCCGCUUCGCUAGGGUUUCGUGCUCGUCUCCUUGGAUCUCUCCCUCUCUCUCUCUCUCUCUCUCUCUCUCUCUCUCUCUUCAUUGUGGGAGGCUGUUUGAUCCGGAUACGGACGUCGCCAUGGACGGAGGUCGCAAGAGGGGGAGGGUAGGGGCGGCGAACGGAGGCGCCGCGAAGAGGUCGAGAGAAAAGGAGUCGUUUCAAACUGGUGUAGGAAGCAAAUCGAAGCCUUGCACCAAGUUUUUCAGCACUUCGGGUUGCCCUUUUGGCGAGAACUGCCAUUUCCUGCACUACGUCCCAGGUGGCUACCAGGCUGUCGCGCACAUGCUCAACCUACCCAAUCCUGCUAAUCCUCCCCCGGGGAGAAUAGCUCCACCGGCUCCUGCGUUUCCCGACAGCCAUUCUGGCUCUGCGCCUCCAGCCGUAAAGACCCGCCUCUGCAACAAGUACAACACAGCGGAAGGCUGCAGAUUCGGCGAAAAGUGCCAUUACGCCCACGGAGAGAGAGAGCUCGGAAAACCCAUUCCUGAUGCGGCCAUGCAGCCUCAGAUGGGUGGCGGUGGCGGAGGCGGCGGCGGUCGUUUCUCCGGCCACCCCGAAUACCCUAUGCCGCCGCCGCCGGCGGAGGCCUAUGGUGGGAUGGGGGGAGGAGCCCCGGGGAGCUUCGGCGCCUCGGCCACCGCAAAGAUCAGCGUCGAUGCGUCGCUGGCGGGGGCGAUCAUCGGAAAGGGCGGGGUGAACACGAAACAGAUAUGCAGGGUGACGGGCGCCAGGCUGGCGAUCCGCGACCAUGAGUCGGACCCCAACUUGAAGAACAUCGAGCUCGAGGGGACGUUCGAUCAGAUAAGGGACGCGAGCUCGAUGGUGAGGGAGCUUAUCGUCAGCAUAAGCGGCCCCGCUGCUGCUUCCGCCUUUGCUGCUCCCGCCGCCGGGAGAAAGCCCGGUAGGGGAGGUGCCUUCUCCCACGGCGGGAAGGAGAGCAGCUUCAAGACCAAGCUGUGCGAGAAUUUUGCAAAGGGCUCGUGCACGUUCGGGGACCGGUGCAACUUUGCUCAUGGAGAAAGCGAGCUGCGCAAAGCUACUGUUUGAGAAGUGCUUCCAUGCCAGCGGUUUUUCGAGGAGUUUUAAGCUCUCUCUCUCUCUCUUGUAGGAUCUUUUCGAGGCUUUGCUUUCUCUUUCUUUCCUUUUGUUUCGUAUUGGCAGGUUUAUAUGAUGUGAGAACGAGUAAUCAAGAUAUUUUGCAGCAGCCGCGGCAGCCGCCUCUUUCGACUGUCUCGCCUUUUCUGCCAGCCGUUUUAGUGUCGUAGCGUAGUGUGGUUAAAUUGGGUUUUUUAUGGUUGUCGCAUGUGUUAAUGUGUUUCCACGUAACAUGGGAGUCAUUACCAAAUUAUCUUGUUAGAACCAAGGUUUUCUGGUUACCUAGGAUUAAAACGCAUCCUUGAACACAAGUAUGUAUGUGUGUGCGCGCCCGAGAUGUGUUCCCUACUGCUUAAAAUGUGAAGUUGCAUGAGAAAGGUGUGGUGCAUUUCUUUGCUAUACAUCUUAGCCUUCGAAUGUGGGAGAAUCUUUCUUA
Molecule: messenger RNA, 1707 nt
Organism: Ananas comosus (pineapple)
Lineage: Eukaryota; Viridiplantae; Streptophyta; Magnoliopsida; Poales; Bromeliaceae
Product: zinc finger CCCH domain-containing protein 14-like
Exons: 3
Coding region: 255-1223 (322 amino acids)
Molecular function (GO): mRNA binding; metal ion binding
Source: RefSeq, a predicted model, not a curated record